AUGGUUUCUGCAAGUCUGGGAGUGUACACGUUCCAUGGAAUCGGACCAAACUGCCGGCAUAUUUGUCAGGGUCGGUUUGACCGAAGGCACGGUUUGCAAUUCCAUGGCUCAAAAGCCGAGGAGCACGGUGAGGGCUGUGAGAGCAGUUCUGUGGUUGCUGCUGCUUUGGCCAGUUCAGCGCGCUUUUGUGUCUGGUGUGGGAAAAACGGUGACCGCAGGGUGAACGGUGCGGGGUCUCAGUGCUGUCUCCUUCUGGCCGCAGCCCGGUACUGCAAUACGGGUGUCGCGCAGGGACGGUGGAGUCAUCGGAGUGGGGGCUGCGUGAAGGUCGCUCUCCCUGCAGCCGUGGUGUCCGCGUCCCCUGUGUUCCUCACGUCCCCCCAUGUCCCUGCAGCCCCGUGUUGCUCCGCUCCGCUCGGCUUCCGCCUUGAGCAGUACCACUCCCCCGGCCCCCGCGUUACGGCCACGUGGCGGCGCCAGGACCGGCGCCUCCGCAGGCGCCGAGCUCCGCCUCGCCGGGUCCCGGGCCGGCUCUACGGGCGGCGGAGUGCGGGGUGGGGGUACGGCCGAGUCCGAGUCGUGCUGCGGAUGGGGAUCGGGCGCUGCCCGCUGUCCGCCGGCGACUGGAGCGUGGCUGCGGCGGCACCGCUCAUGCACGGCCGGAACGGGGCUCGGCUCGGGCUCACGGUGGAAGAAGAGGGUGACCACGGUAAAAUGGAAGCGGUUGACAUUCAGCCUGAAAAGCCAGUCUGGAGAGUGUCCUUGCUGCAGAAAAUCUGGCAAAAGUCUUGUGGAACAGCCCUGCUUUUUCAGAGCCUUGUAUUCUUCUGUCUCUUGUCCCGUCACAAGGGAUAUCGGUGGGUGCUCUGGCAUGGCAUGGGGGGGAGAAGGAGAAUGAACUUUACCUGCUCUUCACUGGCUAAAUGAGAAUGCCUCGGUCUGGUUUCUGUGGGACCGUCUUCAUGGUGCUGUUGCCUAGCGAGGCCUUGUGUUGUUUCUUUUUAGUGUUCCUUUGCACGUGUGUACGUGCCUGUUUAUGCAUGAGUUGAUGUUGU
Molecule: messenger RNA, 1055 nt
Organism: Cuculus canorus (common cuckoo)
Lineage: Eukaryota; Metazoa; Chordata; Aves; Cuculiformes; Cuculidae
Exons: 4
Coding region: 1-927 (308 amino acids)
Source: RefSeq, a predicted model, not a curated record